GUCUAACAGAGGGGACAGCGGUCUGUUUGCACAUUUGUUAAAUCUUUGCUCAACAGCAGGUCAAAAUGCGAGGAAUUUAUCCUGUUUUUAUCCUCUUUUUCAUCUUUGUGUGCUCUGUAAGUGCUAAGAAGAUGCGAUGGUGCACAGUGUCAGAUCCUGAACAGAGGAAGUGUGCAGAGCUAGCUAAAGCUCUGGUGGCAGUGCUGCCACCAGCCACUGUGGCAGCUUUUGCCAGACUCUCAUGCAUACGAGCAUUCAGCACAACCGACUGCAUGAAUAGGAUCAAGGCUAACCGUGCUGACAUAGUGACUUUAGAUGCAGGAGAAAUUUAUUCCGCUGUCAAGCAGUUUGAACUUGUUGCCAUUGCUAAGGAGAUCUACAGUGAUGGAGGGUGUAUUCUGUCUGUGGCUGUGGUGAGAAACAGCAGCUUGGACCUAAGAUCCCUGCAGGGUCACAGGAGCUGUCACAGCGGGGUUCGAUGGACAGCUGGCUGGAGUCUCCCACUCGGCUUCCUGCUUUCCAGAAACUACCUGAGCUGGUCAAAAGAGCAUCCACUCAGUCAGGAUGUCAGCACCUUUUUCAGUGCCAGCUGUAUUCCUGGUGCUUCUGCCAUGGCAUCUUCUCUGUGCAUGCUGUGCCAGGGCCAGAGGUCUUACACACGCCAGAAGAAUUACCACUGCGAAACGUCCCACAGUGAGCCCUUCUACAACAACCAGGGAGCUCUGAGAUGUCUCAGGAGGGGGGUAGGGGAUGUUGCAUUUGUGGACCAUUUAGCACUUGAAAGUAUUGACGAGAGUGAGCGUGAUGAGUUCAGGUUACUGUGUACUGAUGGCACUCAAGCUCCUCUCAGCCACUACAGAAGCUGUAAUCUGGGUCGUGGUCCAGGAGGGGGCAUGGUCACCAGACUUCAUUUUCGCAAGGUUGUUCGCAAAUUUCUAGUGACUGUGCAGACAUUGUUUGGUCGGCAAGGAAGAGAGAGGCGGCGCUUCCAAGUUUUUGACUCCUCAUCUUUUGGAGAAAACGAUCUUCUCUUCAGAGAUGUGACUGAGAAACUUGCUAUCCUGCAAGACGACAUGGACGUCAGUCAGGUGCUGGGACUGGAUUAUAUUGCACUCCUCAAAGGUCUUGGGCAUGAAGGAAGCUCGCUGGAGGACAGUGUCAUUAGGUGGUGCUGCAUCAGCCACGCAGAGCAGAAGAAGUGUGAGCAGUGGGCGCUCAGUAUAAAGUCUGACCCGCUGGUGUGCGUCAGAGCCGUCUCAAUGCGUGACUGUAUCGAGAAAAUUAAGAGGGACGAGGUGGACGCUGUCUCGCUGGAUGCAACUCACUCGUUCAUCGCAGGGAAAUGCGGUCUUGUUCCCGUUGUGACAGAAUAUUAUGGAAGAAAGUGUGUGCUUGCUGAAGGAUCAGCUCACUUGGAGACAGAUGUCUUUCCCUCACUAGUGGGUUUAGCAGUUGCAAAGCGCUCCAGCAGGAACAUAUUCUUAGGGAAUCUCGGAGGCCGUCGCUCCUGCCACAGCAACACCUACAGCCCUGCAGGCUGGCUGCUGCCAUACAGACACAGCUUAAGCCUGGCGCAUAACAACAGCUCCCCCUGUGAUCCAAACAAAGUGUACAAUGAGGUGUUUUGGAAAGGCUGUCUGCCUGGCUCUGAGGGGAAUCUAUGCAAGGUGUGCAUUGGAGGCACAGGCGAGACUACAACAAGACGCUGCACCGAAAACCACAACGAGCGUUACUAUGGAAAUAUGGGAGCUUUAAGGUGCCUGGUUGGAGACCCCAGUGGGAAAAGCUACGGUGACGUUGCUUUCCUUGAGCAACACAGCCUUCACAUCAACAUCCUCGGUUUGAACUCCACCGGCUGGGCAGAGGGAUGGUUGUCGUCAGACUUCGAGUUGCUGUGUCCCGACGGUCGUCGUGCGCCGCUGUCAGACUGGGAAAGUUGUAAUCUGGGAGUCAUUCCACCAAACACCAUCAUGACACGACCAGUGCUCACAACGCGAGUGUACGACUUCCUUAUGAAAUCACAGGAAGCUCUGGCAGUCAACCCAAACACAGAGUUCAGGCUCUUUGAGUCUCACCAAUAUGGAGAAAGUGAUCUGCUGUUUAAAGAUGCAACACAGUGCUUUGUACACACGAGUCACAUGGACUACCGCGCCAUCCUCGGAGAGGAGUUCUACACUCACGUAGAAACAGUCUUUAACUGCACACACUCCGAAAUCCUGGAGUUUUGUAAUCAGGAUGUGUGCAGCAUAUUUUAAUGGGCACACUGUCGAGAACCAGCCAGCCUCUGCGCUUCAACUCUUCAUCCGCAUAUUUGUUCUGUCUGCUAGUAUCAGCGUUUUCACACAAAAACUC
Messenger RNA from Archocentrus centrarchus (flier cichlid), 2352 nucleotides. It is a transcript of the gene sxph, whose product is annotated as saxiphilin. Gene Ontology annotation, biological process: iron ion transport. The record is from RefSeq and is a predicted model, not a curated record. The transcript is spliced from 17 exons. Lineage: Eukaryota; Metazoa; Chordata; Actinopteri; Cichliformes; Cichlidae. The coding region runs from base 66 to 2255 and encodes 729 amino acids. Gene Ontology annotation, cellular component: recycling endosome; early endosome; plasma membrane.